Messenger RNA from Tricharina praecox, 1223 nucleotides. RefSeq names its product PUA-like domain-containing protein. The transcript has 3 exons. Gene Ontology annotation, molecular function: ubiquitin protein ligase activity. Lineage: Eukaryota; Fungi; Ascomycota; Pezizomycetes; Pezizales; Pyronemataceae. The coding region runs from base 234 to 1142 and encodes 302 amino acids. The record is from RefSeq and is a predicted model, not a curated record. Gene Ontology annotation, biological process: protein ubiquitination; negative regulation of gene expression via chromosomal CpG island methylation.
AACCUCCCAAAACAUAUUUUCCGGGGCUUAGGUUUUGAUCAGCUUCACUAAGCUGUUCUAAACCCGGCACACAAGAAACCUUUCAAGGAGCCGGCAAUCCUGCAGAACUUCCUUCAGAAUAUUCUGCGGGCAGGUCCCUAGAAGAAAAGAAUUCAUUCUAUGGACUUCAGACAAUCAAAUCUUCCGGUUGCAGGGAUUAUGGGCAGCUAGAUUCCCGGAAGGACUUGCAGGAGAUGGCAAGGGAGUUGUGUACCAAGUGGGAGGAGGGGGAUUUGGCACAGAGGUUACUCACUGCCGGCCCCGCACCGACCCGGGAGCCAGAGGAUGAGGAAGAGGCCGAUGAUGAAGAGGUGAUGGCACACCCUGAUCACGAGGAUGGGGAGGAUGAGAACGUCCCUCCACUCGAUGAUCAGACGGUGAUGCCGGUUUACGAGCAGAUGGUGGCAGGAGUAAUCCACCACAUCUCUCCAGCCGGCAAGAGGUAUCCCAAGUUGGCGAGCUCAGGACGUCCAGCGAACCGGUUCGGCCACGACGGCAUCACUAUACUCAAAUUUCUACAGACCAAUAGGUCAUGUCCAGCGAACGGGUUUGGCUACGACGGUAUCGAGCUCGGAACUUGGUGGCCGCCGCGGAUUUCCGCGCGCCGCGAUGGAGCCCAUUGUGCGCCUGUUGCAGGCAUUUAUGGACAGUUAGAUGUCGGGGCAUUCUCGAUUAUCUCGUCGGGUGGCAGUGGGUAUGAGGCCACCGAUGAGGAUAACGGGGAUGUCCUGUUCUACUCUGGAACCAAUGGGUGGAAGGCCAACGGGGAUACGGGGCCUGUGCUAACGACGCACACGAAGGUGCUCAUGCGCAGCUACGAGAGCCAACGGCCCGUACGGGUCGCCAGGGCUAAGGGAGCGAGCAAAUGGGCGCCGAGUGUUGGCUAUCGUUACGACGGUUUGUAUACCGUUGUGGAGCACGAGGUUGCCACGAGGAAGGUGAAGGGAACGAACGCGGAGGAGGGCUACUACCGCUUCAAGAUGGUCCGCUGUGAUGGCCAGGAGCCGGAGAUUGACGAUGAGCGCGACGCCCUACUAUACUCAAAAUUCUACAGACCAAUAGGUCAUGGAUACAUCUUAAGCAUCAACAAUCGACCACGAUAGAGUCCACUUCAACUUGGAGGAAUUCAAGGGGAUAUCAGUUGAGGAGGACGAGGAUGGAGAGGAUGAGGCUGAGGAGGAUGA